AUGGCCGGCCUGGCACGAGCCUCAAACACAAUUUCAACCGACGGCUUCUCCCUCUGCUCCUCCAACUCUACAAUCACCGUCUCAGAAUUCUACGUCUCAUUCGAUAAAUCAACAUCCGAAGUCACCUUCGACGUAUCCGGCUCCUCAUCCUCCAUCGCGAACGUCACCGCUGUCCUCAAUAUCACCGCGUACGGUAAUAACGUCUUCAGUAAGACUUUCUCGCCGUGUGCGUAUAAUGUGGAACAACUUUGUCCGGUGCCGAGUGGGGCGUUUAGUGGGAGUGGGAGUAUUGCGGUGCCCGGGGGUGUUGUGAGUCAAAUCCCGAGUAUUGCGUUCGAAAUCCCGGAUUUGGAUGGACAGGCGACACUACAACUAUAUGCCGAGGAUGGAACGGAGUUGGCGUGUUUGACAUCUUCCGUGACGAACGGGAAAUCGACCGAUGUCGCGGGUGUCAAAUACGCUACCAUCGGUAUCGCGGUCGGUGCGGCUGCGUUGAGUACUUUCGGGUCCUUGAUGAGUUCCUCGAGUGCGGGGGGUUCCACGCAUCUUAGCCCAUCGUUCGUGGAGGUGAUGUGGUGGUUCCAGGGUAUCGCGCUCAAUGGUGCGUUAUCGGUCAACUACCCCUCCGUCUACCGCAACUUUGCGAAGAAUUUCCAGUGGAGUACGGGGUUGUGGGGAUGGGAGUGGAUGCAGAAUGGAAUCGAUGGUUUUCGGGUGAAGAGUGGGGGGAGCUUGACAAAAGGAUCUUAUUUGACGCUGAGGAAUACAACGUUGGCGUUUGGGAAUGGAUCGGAUUCUUCUUCUUCGACGACGGUUGCGAAGAGGGGGUUGGAGGGGUUGGUGGAUGGGUUGUUGAAGCGUGAUAUCACGAUCGGCGGACUCGGGACGGGUACGGAGGCCGAUAAUUCGACUGACUCGAACUCAUCCCUCACGACCGUCGUGAACGGCCUCAAAGCCUUCAGCGAACAAAUCGAGGUCCCGUCAACAAACACAUUCAUGACAGUCCUCCUCAUCUUCCUCAUCAUCAUCGCCGCCAUCUCCGUCCUCAUCCUCGGGUUCCGCGUCAUCCUCGAAGUCAAAUGUCCCCAAAAACUCCAAGGGUUCAGAAAGAGGUAUUGGUGGUUCUUGAGUGGUACGCUCGUUAGGGUCGUGCUGAUUUUGUAUGGGACUUGGGCGAUGUUUUGCUUGUACCAGUUCCGACGGGGGGAUUCGUGGGCGGCGGAUUUGUUGGCUGCGAUUACGUUGGCGUUGUUUACGGGUAUCCUUGCGUUCUUUACAGUGAGGAUCGUGAUGUUGGCGAGGAGGGCGCGUAAACUCCAGGGUGGUGUUCAGGAGUUGUAUGAACACAAGCCGUGGUUGCGGAAGUAUGGGUUGUUUUACGACUCGUUCAGGACUCGGUUUUGGUGGUUUUUCAUCCCGCUUAUUCUGUACUCGCUUAUCAAGGGUGCGUUUAUCGCCCUUGCGGAUGGGAAUGGAUUGGUGCAGACUUGUGGACAACUCGGCGCUGAAGUGUUGUUGUUGUUCUUGAUGCUCUGGGACCGUCCCUACGAUAACCGUGGUGCGAACAUCAUCAACAUCGUCAUCUCUGUCGUCAGGAUCUUGUCCUGCGUUUGUCUUCUCAUCUUUGUCGAGGAAUUGGGGAUUCAGGCCACGAGUAAGACGGUUACGGGUGUUGCGUUGAUUGUGAUUCAGAGUGUGUUGACGGCGGUAUUGGCAAUCUUGAUUAUUGUGAAUGCGGUCAAGGCUAUGAUGCCCAAGAAGCCGAAUCAGAAUCAGGAGAAGAAGAUGGAGAAUGGGGAGAGUGAUGAUGAGGAUGUACUUACGACCUUGACGCCGAUGGGGAAGGGGGGGAGUAUGAGACGCAGUGAGAGGGAGAUGGAUGAUAUGGAGAAAUUGGGGUUGAAGAGGGGUGAUGGGUAUAUGCGAACCCCAACGCAGGAGAACUUUGCCCGUUUCGGGUUCCAGGAACGGGAGGUUUCGCCUUCUCGAUCGCGUGGGUCUUCGCCGGAUUCUCGUGGUGGAGUCUUAGUUGCGGAGGAGGGUGAUAUCGGAAAGGAGCGGUACUCGCUUGGUGGUGAGGAUUAUGCCUACCAGGGUCCCACGAUCGCUGGAUGGGGACACGGCCAUGGCCAGGGGAUCCACAGGACGGAGAGUCGGGAGGGAUUGGUGCCCAAUGCGGCGGAUUAUGAUCGGACGGCAAGUGUGUAUGAGGCGUAUUCGAGGGGGUAUGCACAAAACAACCGCCUCUAG
This is a messenger RNA of Saitoella complicata NRRL Y-17804, 2250 nucleotides long. Its product is annotated as TRP-domain-containing protein. The transcript has a single exon. The coding region runs from base 1 to 2250 and encodes 749 amino acids. Lineage: Eukaryota; Fungi; Ascomycota; Saitoellomycetes; Saitoellales; Saitoellaceae. The record is from RefSeq and is a predicted model, not a curated record. Gene Ontology annotation, biological process: transmembrane transport; fungal-type cell wall biogenesis.